AAGAUCAGCUGUGCUUCUCUGGCCUCAGCUCUGAAGUCCAACCCCUCCCAUCUGAGACACCUGGACCUGAGUGGAAACUACCUGCAGGAUUCAGGAGUGAAUCAUCUGUGUGGUUUUCUGCAGAGUCCAGACUGUGGACUGGAGACUCUGAGGUUGAGUUACUGCAGUUUGUCAGAGAUCAGCUGUGCUUCUCUGGCCUCAGCUCUGAAGUCCAACCCCUCCCAUCUGAGACACCUGGACCUGAGUAACAGCAACCUGCAGGAUUCAGGACUGAAUCAUCUGUGUGGUUUUCUGCAGAGUCCAGACUGUGGACUGGAGACUCUGAGUUUGAGUUGGUGCAGUUUGUCAGAGAUCAGCUGUGCUUCUCUGGCCUCAGCUCUGAAGUCCAACCCCUCCCAUCUGAGACACCUGGACCUGUGGGGAAACAACCUGCAGGAUUCAGGAGUGAAUCAUCUGUGUGGUUUUCUGCAGAGUCCAGACUGUGGACUGGAGACUCUGAGGUUGAGGGGCUGCAGUUUGUCAGAGAUCAGCUGUGCUUCUCUGGCCUCAGCUCUGAAGUCCAACCCCUCCCAUCUGAGAGACCUGGACCUGAGUGACAACAAGCUGCAGGAUUCAGACCUGAAGGAACUGUGUGGUUUUCUGCGGAGUCCAGACUGUGAACUGGAGACUCUGAGACAGCACCGUAGUGGGCGAAUGAGAGCUGCAAAGUCUAUGUUCAUCGCCACCGUCUGCAGUAAGUGA
Toxotes jaculatrix (banded archerfish) is the source of this 741-nucleotide messenger RNA. RefSeq names its product ribonuclease inhibitor-like. The annotation marks the transcript as partial. Gene Ontology annotation, molecular function: protein binding. The transcript is spliced from 5 exons. NCBI's taxonomy places the organism in Eukaryota, Metazoa, Chordata, Actinopteri, Toxotidae. The record is from RefSeq and is a predicted model, not a curated record.